This is a messenger RNA of Uloborus diversus, 6775 nucleotides long. RefSeq names its product ubiquitin-conjugating enzyme E2-24 kDa-like. The record is from RefSeq and is a predicted model, not a curated record. Gene Ontology annotation, biological process: protein polyubiquitination. Gene Ontology annotation, molecular function: ubiquitin conjugating enzyme activity. Bases 152 to 721 code for a protein of 189 amino acids. Lineage: Eukaryota; Metazoa; Arthropoda; Arachnida; Araneae; Uloboridae. The transcript has a single exon. Gene Ontology annotation, cellular component: nucleus.
AUUAACUGUUACUUUAACUCGUAAUCUGGAACAAAAGACUACUCAUCGGUGCAUUUUCAUUGCGAAUUAUCACCGCAAUUAUCGUUAAAACUGAAAAUAUUUGUGUUUAAAAUCUUCCGAAAGAAGUGCGAAGUUAAAUGAAAGUAUUGUAAUGGCGUCAUCCAGUGGUUCUGGGCCAAGUUCCUCCCGAGGUCGCGCUAGUGGGCCGUCGUCAUCAAACUCGGAAAAGGACGGCAAAGAAAAGAGUGCUAAUCCCAAAAUGUCGAAGGCGCUGAACACUAGUAUGCGUCGAAUUCAAAAGGAAUUGGCUGAAAUAACAUUGGAUCCACCGCCCAACUGCAGUGCUGGGCCUAAAGGAGAUAACUUAUACGAAUGGGUGUCAACGAUCCUCGGGCCUCCCGGAUCUGCUUAUGAAGGCGGGGUAUUUUUUCUCGAUAUCCAUUUCUCCCCGGAAUAUCCAUUUAAACCACCGAAAGUUACUUUCCGCACAAGAAUUUACCACUGUAAUAUCAAUAGUCAAGGUGUGAUUUGUUUGGAUAUAUUGAAGGAUAAUUGGAGUCCCGCACUUACUAUUUCUAAAGUACUUUUGUCAAUAUGUUCCUUGCUGACUGAUAGUAAUCCUGCGGAUCCUUUGGUGGGUAGUAUCGCUACCCAGUAUCUCCAGCAUAGAGAAGAACACGAUCGCAUCGCCCGUCUGUGGACAAAGCGUUACGCCACAUAAGUAACGCUCCCCCACACUUAUUUCCUUUUAAGAAAACUUUCAGUUUGUUACAUUACCUGUGCAUUUGCUGAAAAAUGUCUGCUGUGAGGCUUUCUUUCCCUACUUUCUCUCCUUCCAUUAAGUUAAGUACAUUGUGCUGUCUCACAUUCAAUUUGCGAAAUAGGUUAGAUUGUGCAGAUGUUUAUUUAAAGUGUUAGUAUGUUUACUGUAUGAAUCCUUUACAUGUUAUCAUUGCAUUCAUUUGUUGGUUUAAGUUACUAAAGUCAUAUUAUUCCAUGGUUCAUUAACUGAAAAAAAAUCUUGUGAGUUUGAAUGAUACUGUAAUGUAAGUAUAGCGUAUUUCGUUGUGAUGAUGUUCAAUCAUAUUUUCAUUUUAGUGAUAUUAAUUUGUGAAACAAUUUAUUGCUCAGCUGCUUUGAAAAUACUUAUAAGUCUGAUUUUCCUUUUUUUAAAAAAAAUGUCUUAUGGGGUUAAAUUUCUCGUAGAUAAUUGUAGAAUUUAAACAUUUUUGUCUUCCAUGUUUUGUGAGUAAUCAAAGCAAAUGAACUGCUGCUCCUUUACUGUAUCAUUUUAAGUACAUUCAAUCAUAGUGAAGCUAAACAAUUCUUAUUUAAACUAUUGUGCUGAUAUCUUAUUGUUUAAUGUCUAAACAGUAUUUAACCACCUUGCAGUUUUUGGCGAGAGUUAUCUUCCAUUUGAAAUAACUGCCCAACUGCAGUGCUGGGUGGUUAAUAUUUUCGCAUAAGUGUUCAUGUUCUUCAAAAAAUGUUAAGUGUUCUAAUAACUAUUCAAAUUUAAGAGCAUUGUUAUUUAUUAUGGUAAUAUUCUUUUGCUCAUAAAAAUUUUUCUUAACUGAGAUUUUAAAUUCAAGAAGUAAUUCUCCUUAUAUUAUGAAUUUGCAUUUAAUCAACUAAAAAGUGAGCUUAUGUAGCAGCGACUUGCUAUUCUGCCUAUUUUAUUGUAAUCAGCAUUAAAAAAUUAUUGAGGGUACUUGUUAAUUACCUGUUGCAUAUAACAUUCAGCUUGUUUUCUUUGACCUAUAUAAUGAUAGCUAUUUUUGUUCACUGAAUUGGUUAUUGCUGUUGGUUGCUUAAUCUUCAUUGCAUGGGCGGCUGGUGGGCAAAAAGUGGGGUGUCAUGGUGUGAAGGGUUCGGGGGCAGGGCCAUUAAAGCUUUUUCUUUCUGUAAAAUUGGGUUAUCAAAUUAAAUUUUAUCAUUAAUUACUAAAUGACUUCUAAAAAAAAGUUCCAUUCUUUAUAAAAUAACACAGUAAGCAAAGUCCAUUUAUUAGGCCAAAACCAUUAUUAGGAAUUUUCAGCUUUUAUUGCGUAAAAUAAAUCAAUUCAUCGAGUAAAAAUCAUUUUUCAUUCAAUCUUUAAUUUUUUACUUUGAAAAGUAAAGUAGCAGUUGCUCUCCUUGUACAAGCCGCCUAUGCUUCUUUGUUAUCAAUCUAAAAGUAUUCUUAUAAGUGUUGAUAUAAAAUGCCCCUAUAUUUGACUUUUAAAGUAUAAAUCUUUUGAGUUAACCUAACAUUGAGUUAGAUGGCUUAUGAACUGCAUUUUUUUUUUUUGUAAAAUAAUUUAAGCCCAACUUGUAAGGAUUUUUUUUUUGAAACCUUGUUUUUUUUUUUUUUUUUGGAGUUGGGGGGGGGGGGGAGAGAUAUUCUUAUGGACAAAUGUUUUCCAAGACCUAAAAAGAAUGGUGUUUAAUCUUUUUUCAAAAUUCAUCUUCCUAAAAGAAAUCUUAUGAGGGUAAGUAAUCACUUUAGCUAUAUCAAUCGUACAACCCUUUUUUUUUUAACUCUCAGAAAAUAUUAGCAGCAGUGUUGAAUUCUUGAAAAUCAAUAACUUUUUUUUUGUCAUUUCAUUUAAUACAGUCAAACCUUGUCAGUGCAAAUGUUUAACUUGAAGUACAGUGAAAUCUUGUCACAACAAACUUCUAGAGACCUAUAUUUUUUCAUUGUAAUGAAAUUCAAGCAGUGUAAUGGGAAUUGAAUUGCAGCUAAAGAUUUUUUUUAUUCAUACGGAUAUUUCUUUGUUUAUAUUCCUUAUAACAAAAUACAUGAAACAUUUAUCAUAGUUCCAUGAAUUUUGUGUUAACGAGAUUCGUCUGUAUAAAUGAUAUUUCACUCAUGAGUAAUAAAUACAGUGUAGAAAUUUUUGAAACUAUUUUCUAAAUCUUAGAAGCAGGAGCCAAGUUUCAAGACAAAGAUUGUCUGGACAGACCUCUUGUUUAUUUAUUAUUGUUGGAGGAAUCUUAUAUUCUAUUAUGAAUCUGUUUAUGAUAAGCGAUAUCUCUGCAACUAUAUAGGGCAAAGAUGUGAUUUAUUUUGUAAAUUUCACCGUUUCACUGAAAAUUCAAAAAAUAGAAAGAUUUGAGCUGCAACGUUAGUAUAAUACCUCCGAAUUUCCCCUUUAAAACAAACUUUAAGAAGCUAUAUUUUUUUCUCUCUUUCACCAAGACAUAUUAAACUUAAUAAAUUUCAAAAAUAUUUUUUAAAAUAUAAAACAGUACUCAGUAAACAGAGAUUUUAUCAAGAAAUUUCGGAACUGUAACUUUUCUGUAUUUUACAUCCUGAUUCAAAAAAAAAAAAAAGCAUUAAAUUGCAUCAUGUGGUUGUUAGCAAAUUUUUUAAAUUUUUUACUAAUAAUUUGCUAUAAAUUUCUUUUUUCCGUUAUCAGUCUCAAUGACAUAAAAAUAAAAAGUUUAAUUCAAUUGGCAACGAUGAUUUGCGCAUGUUGCUUUUAUAAAUCGAUAUGCCAAUGGAUGAAAAUAAUAAAUCACAUUUAUGUUGAAAAAUAGCUUUGUGUUUUGCUCAAUUACUAAUAAGGGAGGAAAAAAGUUGUUUUAACUGAAAAAGUUUCAGGUCUUUCAGGAUUAGGGCCUCAUAACCUAGCAUUUGAAUAGUAUUAAAAUGUGAUAACUGUAAUUAUUUUAUAUUUUUUUGUCAGAAUUGAUAAAGUACGAAUUCGGUGAAGUCUGUCUUAAAUCUUUUCAAAAAGUAAUAUUUCCCUAUCGUGAAAAUUAAAUCAGUAAUUUAGCUUUUUUCUUUUUGGUUUAUAGAGAACUUAGCUUAUAUAGUGGUGGCCAUUUCAAAUUAUUAAUUAUAAUUACCAAGGACUGAACAAAUAGCAGUAACUGAUUGCUACAUUUUCAAUGGUUACCGAAGUUUCAAAAUUUGAGAGAUUUUCUUUUUCUCAUCAAAGGGGGAGGGGGAUAUUUGUCCUAUCAUUAAUUGCAAAAUGUUUUUGAGGCAUGCAUCACUGUCAAACAAGUGAAAUGCCUCUAUUGUUUUGUAGUAGUAGGCCCAAACAGUGUGAAAUAAUUUCUUUGCAUACCUGUAGUUGUCCAUUCUGAAUUUAAACUAUCACUUUUAUCUUUUGCAAAAUUGGUAUUUGUUAAAAGUAAUAUAGUCUAGCUCUGAUAAGUUGACUUCUAAACUGCCGAGGCUGAAACAAAUGUUCCAGUUGUUAAAUUGGUGCUGAUGAAAGCUGCUUUGAGUUAUAAUGAUUAUUGACUCUGUGCCAACAUAAGAACUUCUCUGCUGUCAAUCCAAACAUAAAUGAGCUUAUCCAAAGUCAAGCAUCAAGUUACCAGAGCCACACUAUACAACUUAAUUAUUACGUGAACUAAUUCAAUUCCACUUUUACUUUAAAUUUAAAGCAUAAAAUUUUAUUUUGAAAUUGAAAUGGAAUUCAAAUAAGUAAAUAAAGUAUGUUUUGUCUGUAAAAAUUGCAAUAUUAGUGUCGGAAGUUUUCAAAAUAAGAGCUUGGCACCUACAUUUUUUGCCAUGGUCCUAAAUUUUUUCAAAAUUUUAUCAAAUCCUGAUAAUUAUUUUCUGUUCCAAUGACAAAACAUGUUGUACAGCUUACAUUCUAGUUUGCUAUACUUGGUUCCAUCAUAAUUUUUAAAUGGCCAAAUCUAAAAACAAACAAUUCUGAUUAAUUACAUCUUAUAGAAAUGCUCUGCAAAGAAAUAGACCGCAGCUCAUCCAAAAGUAAGAGUUAUUUCCAACUAUGAAUAGAUCAGUGGCUUAAACCAUUUAUCACCCUUUAUUUUUCGGUACAUUUCUGUUUGUUAACAAGUUGUCAUUCUGCACUAAAGCCACUAUAUUAUAGGUGCUGACGCGUCCGACAUUUUGGUUCCAAAAGUUUAUGCAUGAUUACAUUAGUAUGGAUGUGCAAACUGCUUUGACGUCAGGAAAUGGUGUCUGAGCACUUGAUGUGAUUCACAAGAAAGGGAUUUUUUUACCGAUAAAGAAUUUCGGAGGUUUUCCGUACAGAAAAACAAUUAGAAUUGCAAAACCUUUUCUUACACAAAUAUGAACAUUUUGUCUGUCACAUCAUUUUUAAAACAUGUUUAUUUUACUGUCUUUCAUUUAAAAAAUUUUUAAAAACUGCGGUUAAGCGCUAAAUUUUUAUUUGGCACAAGGGAUGUUUAUCAAAACCUUCUUUGAAACCUAAAAGGUUGUAGUUUAUUUACUUCAAAAAAUUAAUACCUUAAUUUAUGAAUUUGGGUCCUAUAUAGGGUUUUUUAAAAAAAUCCCUAUUGACAUUUGAAAAAUCUUAUUUUUGUCGUUAUAUUUACUUUUGCAACGUCACGAAUUUGAGUAAAACAGGAUCUUACUAGAUAAGUCUGUACAUGCACCUGAUUGAUUUUCUGGCAAUUGUGUCGAUGCCAACAUAGAAGAUUAACACCGAAACAUAUAUUCUGUUCCUGUAUUUUAAACCUUAAUGUUAUUAAUGAUUUUGUUCAUGUAAAAAAUACUGAUGGAUAUUAUGCUUUACAUGGGAACUGCAAAUGACAAAGCUAACUGAGAAACUAUUUUACAAUCAGUAAUGUAAAUAAGUACUCGUUAGGCGUAUUUUGUGACCAAAAAUUUUGGUUUGACAGCCAGAUUUCCAGUCCUCUAAGCUUUUCUUUCCUAACUCAUUUUGAUUAAGACCUGUGAUUGGCCCGAAUUAUAAAUUUGAAAGUAAUUUUCAAAUGUAAUCAAUUUUGUCCUUAAAACUCAUUUCCUUUUGUAUAUUUAUAUGUUAUUGACAGUGUUUAGUAAAAAAAAAAACAUUAAGAAAAGCACCUAGGUUCAUUUUGAUGCCAAGAUUUAAAUUAUUAUUUCUGACACUGGUUUAAAUGAUUAGAAAUUCUGCUCACCCCAACUGUUAAUUCUCUGUCAUUAUACAUUUUAGUGCUUUAUUCCUCACUUUUGAAACAACUGCAGUUUUUUUAUACCUAACUUCCUUAAUCUGUCCUUCAAAUAAUUUAGCAUUAUUCUUUUGACCUCACCCCCUCCCUUUCUAAACUUUCUAUGAUAACAUUCGUAGUGCUGUAAUCAAAUGCACUGUUGAAAUGAAUUAAAUAAUGUGAUCAUAUAUUUCAUCUGCAAUCAUAGUAAUUAGUUGUGUCAAUCUGCAUCUAUGGAUAGUAUGCUGAUCAUAGCCUGAAAGGGUAUUUAUUUGAUGUAUGUACUCAUUAUAACAUCAGUUGCAUUCAAUGCUCAAAAAUUCCCUUCUAUCUCUUUCUGAAAUUCUCUUGCCAUUAUUUAAGAAAUUUGUGUUUGUGUACGUUGGUGCAUAAUAUUCAUUAUCUAAUUUAUUGAAUUGUGAUUGAACUGAUUGCGUGAAGAUACUACUAAACAAUGAACUGAAAUUAAUUUUCUAAGACAUUUCCUUUCUUUAAUGAUGUCUCGAUAUCAAGCAGUUUACAGGUUCAGUAGUUAUUAGCUUUUCUAAUUUUGUAAGGAAAGUAACUGAUAUAUUAAAAAUUCAAAUACUUUUAUGUAUUAUGUAUAAAACCAUGAAUUCUUUGUUUUGAGAAAAGGUGAACAAUGACAUUUUAAAAAGAAAUAGAUCACUUAACAAUUUGAUGGACAGUCUGCAUCUUAAGCAACUUCCACCAUUUUUUAAGUUUAAUUUUACACUUGCUGCUAAUAGGAUGUGUUUUGUUUGCUUCUUUGCGUCAACAGAAUUUUACAGAAUCAUAUGUACUGCUUCUUCUGUAUUUUUCUUUGAAAUGCAUUGCUCUAUGGUUUAAAAAUAAAACUUUUCUAACAUCU